AUGCCAACACUGGACAGUGGGGACCUGGAGAAUUCUGUUCGCAUGAAAGUCGGUUACAAUGGGAGUAUUUUAGUAACCAGCAUCAAAAAUGAUGUCAAGUACUUGGACUUUUGUGCUGAGAUCAAAGACAUUUGCAAAUUUGAUGAUGUUCAGCCAUUCACUGUGAAAUGGCUCGAUGAAGAAGGUGAUCCGUGUACAAUCUCCUCUCAGAUUGAACUGAAUGAAGCCAUCAGGCUGUAUGAGGUCAACAAGGACACAGAACUCAACAUACAUGUGUUCCCCAGUGUUCCAGAAAAACCUGGCAUGCCCUGUGUAGGGGAGGACAGAAACAUGUAUCGGAGAGGAGCCCGUCGGUGGAGGAAAUUAUAUCGAGUCAAUGGACAUCUUUUCCAAGCCAAGAGAUUUUCACGGACAGCUGCAUGUGCAUUUUGCCAGGACAGGAUCUGGGGGCUGGGUCGCCAGGGGUACAAGUGUACAAACUGUAGAGUCACCGUACACAAACGCUGCCAUAAGCUUUACAAAAAGCACUGUGGAACACUGGAGGAUGUCAAAGAGCACCAACCCUGUUCCCAGAAUGGAGAGAGGGGGGCACAAGGAGAAACACAGUCUGUGAAUGGAGAUGGGAAAGGCACAAGGGCUGCUCACACCAGUUACCCUGUGGAGUACGGAAAGGAGGAAAUGAAGGUGGAAGAGUUUGUUGAGACAGCUAAAGUAGAGGCUCCAGUAAAAACUGACAGCGGACAGACAAACCUGGAUCACUUCCAACUGCUGAGGGUCAUAGGUCGAGGCAGCUACGCCAAGGUGCUGCAGGUGGAGCACAAGAAAACCAAGAGGAUCUAUGCCAUGAAGGUCAUCAAGAAGGAGCUGGUCAAUGAUGAUGAGGACAUUGACUGGGUGCAGACAGAGAAACAUGUCUUUGAGGCGGCCACUAAUUACCCCUUCCUGGUGGGCCUUCACUCUUGCUUCCAGACAGAAAGCAGACUGUUCUUUGUCAUUGAGUUUGUGAACGGAGGGGAUCUAAUGUACCACAUGCAGAGACAAAGGCGGCUUCCAGAAGAACAUGCACGAUUUUAUGCUGCUGAAAUUUGCCUGGCAUUGAACUUCCUCCAUGUGCGGGGUAUUGUCUACAGGGACCUGAAACUGGACAAUGUCCUGCUAGAUGCUGAGGGACACAUCAAACUCACUGACUACGGGAUGUGUAAGGAAGGGUUAAAGCCAGGCGAUACAACAGGGACAUUUUGUGGGACACCAAACUACAUUGCACCGGAAAUAUUAAGGGGAGAGGAGUAUGAUUUCAGCGUGGACUGGUGGGCACUGGGUGUCCUGAUGUACGAGAUGUUGGCUGGGAGGUCACCCUUCGAUGCUGUAGGAAACGCUGACAACCCAGACCAGAACACAGAGGACUACCUCUUUCAAAUCAUCUUGGAAAAACCUAUCAGAAUUCCCCGAUCUCUGUCUGUCAAAGCUGCUGCGUUGCUGAAAGGAUUUUUAAAUAAGGUACCAGCGGAACGCUUAGGGUGCCACCCUCAAACUGGGUUUUCUGAUAUCCAGUCUCAUCCAUUUUUCCGAUCCAUUGACUGGAUACUGCUUGAAGAGAAGCAGAUUAUUCCCCCGUACAAGCCUCACAUUGAAAAUGAGCGAGACCUGGAACAUUUUGACCCCGCAUUCACAAAUGAACCGGUUCGGCUGACUCCUGAUGAUCCGAAAACCAUUGGCAGUAUUGACCAGUCAGAGUUUGAAGGGUUUGAGUAUGUGAAUCCUCUCCUGAUGUCCAUGGUGGACUGUGUCUGA
Molecule: messenger RNA, 1791 nt
Organism: Candidula unifasciata
Lineage: Eukaryota; Metazoa; Mollusca; Gastropoda; Stylommatophora; Geomitridae
Source: the annotation of a GenBank genome assembly